AUGGCUAUUCCACGUGCUUCAAAUGAGACUUCCUAUUUGCUGCCUCCAAACAAGGAGGACUGGGAAGGGCAUGGCAUUCCUGACUUUGUCUAUGGGCAGGAGGAACUCGUGAUGGAAGGGGUUCAGUGGCCAAGGGGCGCACUCAGCCUCCUGAACACGCCACCACUGUCUCACUUUGACUCUGCUCUCUGCUCAGCCUGGAGGCAGCGGAUGGAGCUGGGGCUUUUCCGCUACCCCCUGGGAGCGCUGCCAACCCAAACCCUGCCUGGGACCGUGGGUUUUGUGGCUCAGCUGAAUGUGGAGCGAGGUGUGCAGAGAAGGCGCCCCCAGAACAUCAAGAGCGUGAGGCAGGAGUUUGACCCUGAACAGUUUAACUUCAACCAGAUUCGGCCGGGAGAGGUCCUUUUCCGUCUGCACCGGAAACAGGAUUGCCCCAGCACUGUGCAGCAAGAGGACAUCCUGGUGGUGAUCAACAUCAGCCCCUUGGAGUGGGGCCACGUGCUGCUGGUGCCCGAACCCGCCCGAGGGCUCCCCCAGCGCCUGCUGCCCGGGGCACUGCGGGCCGGGGUCGAGGCUGUGCUGCUGAGCUCACACCCAGGCUUCCGCGUGGGCUUCAACAGCCUGGGCGGCCUGGCCUCGGUGAACCACCUCCACCUGCAUGGCUACUACCUGGCCCACCGGCUGCCCGUGGAGGGGGCCCCCAGUGAACCCCUGGAUCCUCGGGGUCGUCUGCAUGUGCUCCAGGCUCUCCCAGCUCCGGGCUUCCUCUUUUACACCAGUAGGCCAGGGCCUGACUUGGAAGCCUUGGUAAGCAGGGUGUGUCGGGCCACUGACUACCUGACUGACUGUGACAUUGCGCAUAACUUGUUUGUCACCCGGGGGGCCCCACCUGGAAAGACAGCAUCUUCCUCAGCUCUCUCGGGAGUCCGGGUCAUUCUGUGGCCCCGGAAGCCCAGCUUUGGGAUAAAGGAAGGUGAGGCAUUCAACGUUGCCCUCUGUGAGCUGGCUGGGCACCUCCCGGUCAAAACGGCCCAGGACUUCAGCAGCCUGACCGAGGCGGCAGCUCUGGCCCUCAUCAGAGAAUGUCUGCUGCCCCCAGCCCGGGCAGAAGACGUGCGGGCGGCGCUGGUGGCCUUGAUAGGCCAGGAGGAACAAUAA
Molecule: messenger RNA, 1158 nt
Organism: Rangifer tarandus platyrhynchus (Svalbard reindeer)
Lineage: Eukaryota; Metazoa; Chordata; Mammalia; Artiodactyla; Cervidae
Source: the annotation of a GenBank genome assembly